This is a messenger RNA of Larimichthys crocea (large yellow croaker), 2687 nucleotides long. RefSeq names its product protein NLRC3. The record is from RefSeq and is a predicted model, not a curated record. Lineage: Eukaryota; Metazoa; Chordata; Actinopteri; Sciaenidae. Bases 313 to 2370 code for a protein of 685 amino acids. The transcript has 6 exons.
ACACACACACUGACUGACACACCCAGUUUCGUUUCGUUUUGUUCUGUCGUAACAAGACAACUGGACUUCAUUCACUCUGAUUCAACCCACCGAGCCGAGCCUGACCCGCACCUUCGUCACGGGAUUAACGUCGAUGAAGUCUGCUGGGCUGCUCGGUGGAAAAAGAGGAAGAGAAAGGAGAAGUGAUGUCCUCCUAAAAAAAGACGCCAUGUUUUCCUGUCGUCUGCGUCUUUCCUGUCCUGGUGUUGAGCUGAAGGAGCUGUUUCCUCCAAUCACAGCUCUCGGCAGUGUGUGUGGAGCUGUGAACUCGCCAUGGAUCAGUGUGAGGACGCAGAGGACGGUCCCUCUAAGACCGCUGUGUGUGGAGGACAUGAAGCUCAGAGCUCAGUGAAGCAGAAAACACCAGACUCUCCUGGACCUGUACCAGAACCUGGACCUGGACCAGAACCUGAACCUGGACCUGGACUCAGCUGUGUGUCUGUGCAAAGUGAUGCAUCAAUGGAGCUUCCUCUUGUUUUCAGAAAGUCUGCUGAUGCAAGAGUGGACCAGGAGAGCUCAGAGGUUCCCAGGGGUCAGUCUGCCCAGCAGCAUCAAACACACCUGGACUCCAUAUUUAUGCUGCUGGAGGAGAACAUUGUCACUUUUGUGAAGAACGAGCUGAAGAGGAUCCAGAAGGGUCUGAGUUCAGAUGAGCCAGGAUGCUUAGAGAGUCAGAGGGAGGAUGAGGAGGUGUUGGACGGUGAGGAUGAAGAGCAGAGGAGGAGCAGCAGAGAGUCAUUUCUGAAGAUCACACUGCACUUCCUGAGGAGAAUGAAGCAGGAGGAGCUGGCUGACUGUCUGCAGAGCAGAAGUCAUUCUGGAGUUUGUCAGCGUGAACUUAAAUCUAACCUGAAGAAGAAGUUCCAGUGUGUGUUUGAGGGGAUUGCUAAAACAGGAAACCCAACCCUUCUGAACCAGAUCUACACAGAGCUCUACAUCACAGAGGGAGGGACUGCAGAGGUCAAUGAUGAACAUGAGGUCAGACAGAUUGAAACAGCAUCCAGGAAACCAGACAGACCAGAAACAACAAUCAGACAAGAAGACAUCUUUAAAGCCUCACCUGGAAGAGAUGAACCAAUCAGAACAGUGAUGACAAAGGGAGUGGCUGGCAUUGGGAAAACAGUCUUAACACAGAAGUUCACUCUGGACUGGGCUGAAGACAAAGCCAACCAGGACAUACAGUUCACAUUUCCAUUCACUUUCAGAGAGCUGAAUGUGCUGAAAGAGAAACAGUUCAGCUUGGUGGAACUUGUUCAUCACUUCUUCACUGAAACCAAAGAAGCAGGAAUCUGCAGGUUUCAAGACUUCCAGGUUGUGUUCAUCUUUGACGGUCUGGAUGAGUGUCGACUUCCUCUGGACUUCCACAACACUGAGAUCCUGACUGAUGUUACAGAGUCCACCUCAGUGGAUGUGCUGCUGACAAACCUCAUCAGGGGGAAACUGCUUCCCUCUGCUCGCCUCUGGAUAACCACAAGACCUGCAGCAGCCAAUCAGAUCCCUCCUGACUGUGUUGACAUGGUGACAGAGGUCAGAGGGUUCACUGACCCACAGAAGGACGAGUACUUCAAGAAGAGAUUCAGAGAUGAGGAGCAGGCCAGCAGAAUCAUCUCCCACAUCAAGACAUCACGAAGCCUCCACAUCAUGUGCCACAUCCCAGUCUUCUGCUGGAUCUCUGCUACAGUUCUGGAGGAUCUGUUGAAGACCAGAGAGGGAGGAGAGCUGCCCAAGACCCUGACUGAGAUGUACAUCCACUUCCUGGUGGUUCAGUCCAAAGUGAAGAACAUCAAGUAUGAUGGAGGAGCUGGGUCAGAUCCACACUGGAGUCCAGAGAGCAGGAAGAUGAUUGAGUCUCUGGGAAAACUGGCUUUUGAGCAGCUGCAGAAAGGAAACCUGAUCUUCUAUGAAUCAGACCUGACAGAGUGUGGCAUCGAUAUCAGAGCAGCCUCAGUGUACUCAGGAGUGUUCACACAGAUCUUUAAAGAGGAGAGAGGACUGUACCAGGACCAGGUGUUCUGCUUCGUCCAUCUGAGUGUUCAGGAGUUUCUGGCUGCUCUUCAUGUCCAUCUGACCUUCAUCAACUCUGGAGUCAAUCUGCUGUCAGAAGAACAAGAGAAAUCUGCAGAGACACACUUCUACCAGAGUGCUGUGGACAAGGCCUUACAGAGUCCAAAUGGACACCUGGACUUGUUCCUCCGCUUCCUCCUGGGACUUUCACUGCAGACCAAUCAGAUUCUCCCACGAGGUCUGCUGACACAGGCAGGAAGUAGCUCACAGACCAAUCAGAAAACAGUCGAGUACAUCAAGAAGAAGAGUGAAGAGACUCCGGAAUAGAUGGUUCAGUAGAGCUGUGAUUCUCUGUUAGCCUGGCUACAGAUUGAUAUAUUAUAUUGCCUUCUUCUUACAGUUUAUUUGUUGAUUUAGACAGGAAUAUUUAGAUUUUUUCUACCAUGUGACCACUGUGUUUCAUCUCUGGGUAUCAUAGAGAGGUCAUGAUGUGUUUAGCCUAGCACAGACACUGGAAGCAGGAGGAAACUGUUAGACUUAUGCCAUCAAAAGACAAAGAAACAUACACUUUCUGCCCAGCUCCAAAACAAACAGAGCUGCUCUGUGAUUGUUUUGUUCUUCUUCUUUGCUGAUAAAAAUUAAAU